CUUUAGGCCACUAAAAGACAAGCAAAAGAAGCCCCUUCCGAAGCGUGUAGUUGCCAUGGGAACCACGGGGCCAGUGAUUACAUUUUUAUGAAGUGUUGAAGCCCCAAUGGAAGACACUAAGUAUAUCUCAUUGAUAAAGAAGGAGGAGGAGGAGGAGGAGGAGGAAGGGGAAGUAUACAUGCCUUCAAAGAUUUUGCAUCCUCAAGUUGUGGCAGUGACAGGAGCUCCUCCUUCUGGUGUUAAUGUUCCUGAUGAACCUGAAGCAACACUCCCACCUGGAGAAUUACCAGUCAUCCAGGAAAUAAUUGAUACACUCCCUCUUCUGGAUAUUCUCAGGAUUUCUGCAGUUCUGGAGGAUACCCUGGACCAGCUUUCAAUCCUAAACUAUAUCAUGCCAGUUCCAUUUGAAAGGAAGACAGAUAGUACCCGUAAAUCAAGCAAAGAAAUGAAUGUGGUCAUACAACGCCUAGAACGAUUGCAAACAUGUAUCUUGAAACAGAGAAAAUCUGGCUCAGUGGCAGAAUCAGGAGGAAGCAAGUUGAUACAUCAAGUCCUGCCUGAAAAACAUGAAGAUAAAAUGGAAGAUUUCAUUUCUAAAAGACCUGUAAGACAAACCGUCCUAACUUUAGAAAAUCUUGGGAAAGUUCAGAUUGAUAGAGAUUAUGCCAGCAAAAUACUUAAGGAAACUGUAAAUGAGAUGCAGGAAUUGGGAACAUUCACCAGUCUUCUGAAAGCUUUGGACAAAGAGAAGGAAAAAAAAGCAAAUUUCUGUAAAGCCAUUGCCAGGGAGGAAAACAUGAAAAAACAGAUAAAAUCUCUCCAGAAAGAGCUUCAGGACAUCAAAAACCAGCGGCAAGUGGAAGCACAGGGUCAGAAUGAAUACAUCGCAAAUCUCAAGGACCAGCUGCAAGAGUUGAAGGCAAAGACUAAUAUGGAGAGCCGAUAUGUGAAGAAAAACACUGACCUGCAGAUUGCUCAGACCCAGAAAAAAUGCAACAAAAAUGAAGAGGUCUUGCUGGAAGAAAUUGAUAAACUGAGACUUAAAAUUGAGGAAGAGGUUCGGGUCCACCUAGAAAUUGAAAGCUUCCUCAAGAAAGAACAACAGAAACUGGAAGAGAAGUUAGAGUACUGGAUGGAGAAGUAUGAUAAAGACACAGAAAUGAAACAGAAUGAACUGAAUAGUCUUAAGUCUGCAAAGGCCAGUGACUUGGCAACCUUGCAGGAUCUUGCCAAACAGUUAAGGGAGUUCGAGCAAGUCAUUAUUGAAGAUCGUCUAGAAAAGGAGAAGGCCAGGAAGAAGAUAGACCAGGAUGCCCUGGAACUGAAGAGCAUCAUAAAGCUUCAGGCCUGGUGGAGAGGGACCAUGGUACGGAGAGAACUGGGCAAUUUCAAGAUGCCUAAGAAGGAGAAAGACAACGGCAAGGGGGCGAAAGGCAAAGGGAAGAAGCAACGACAGAAGAGAAGAUGACGGUGCUUCUUCUGGCUCCUUUUCUUUUCUUCUUUCAGGGGGUUAGAAAGUAGAGAGGAGGAAUUACAAGGGGUGAACACCUCACCAGCUGGAUGUUAUUUCUUAUCUAAAUAACGUCCUGGGGAGGGCCAGGACCAGACCCAGGUCCUUGAUGAUUUCACGUUGUUCUUUUGAAAUUAAGUCCUGAAACAAGAUGCUUUAUUUUAGGACAAAGUUUGGAUUUCUCUGUCGAUUUAGUGCCUUAUAUAGUCUGACCCUGUAUUGAGAAGGACCUUUUCCAGGGGCUCUAGGAAGACUUCUCUCUCUUUUGACACCAGUACAGCUAGAACAAACAAUUUCUGUGCCCAUUUACAGCAAAAUUGUUUGAUGAAGAUAAAAGUACUGGAGUUAA
Molecule: messenger RNA, 1859 nt
Organism: Phascolarctos cinereus (koala)
Lineage: Eukaryota; Metazoa; Chordata; Mammalia; Diprotodontia; Phascolarctidae
Gene: DRC9
Product: dynein regulatory complex subunit 9
Biological process (GO): cilium organization; sperm axoneme assembly
Cellular component (GO): sperm flagellum; cytoplasm
Molecular function (GO): protein binding
Source: RefSeq, a predicted model, not a curated record